AGCAAUUUGAAAACUAACAAAUUGUUGGCAUAUAGGGGGGUCAAUGGUAGCCCAUUGCCGUCUCAUAGUAGAAAUAGAAAUAAACUUUAAUUAAGCUAUCGAUAUUUUCGGGUUGGCUGCCCCCAUAACCCCAUUGCCAUUUGAUCAGGUGAUUCCGACAAACAACACGAAAAGUAUUUAAUUUCUCCAUUGAUUGAUCAACUGAAGCGAUGUCGUUCUCGUUCUUCAAGGCCUUAAGGCCUAAAACCCCACAAGAACUCGCCAAAGCAAUCAAAGACAGCCUCAUGGCUCUCGACACCAAAACUGUUGUUGAGGUUAAAGCACUCGAAAAGGCAUUAGAAGAAGUUGAGAAGAAUUUUGGUGCAAUGAAACUUGUGCUUUUAGGAGAUGGGGAGGUUGAACCAAAUGUCGAUCAAGUGUCACAGUUAGCUGUAGAAAUUUGUAAAGAGGAUGUAAUUGCUCUUUUCUUUCACAAGUUAUCUAUACUUGGGUGGGAGGCAAGAAAAGAUUUAGUCCAAUGUUGGUCCAUACUAUUGAAGCAAAAAGUUGGAUCAACUCAUUGUUGUGUGCAAUUCUUGGAGAAUCAUUCAGAUUUGUUGGAUUUUCUUGUUGCGGGUUAUGAUAACAAGGAGAUUGCUUUAAAUUGUGGAAACAUGUUGAGGGAAUGCAUCAAGUUCCCGAGUCUUGCAAAGUAUAUAUUGGAGUCUCCAAGCUUUGAACUAUUCUUUAAGUAUGUGGAGCUUGCUAACUUUGAUGUUGCUUCUGAUGCAUUUUCGACUUUCAAGGAUCUUCUUACCAAACAUCCAAUUGCAGUAUCUGAAUUCUUAACUUCUCAUUAUAAUGAGUUCUUUGAGCAGUAUGAAACACUCUUAACCUCUAAUAACUAUGUUACAAGAAGACAAUCUUUAAAGCUUUUGUCAGAGUUCCUUUUAGAGCCUCCAAGCUCCCAUAUAAUGAAAAAAUAUAUUGCAGAAGUUCAACACUUCAAAGUCAUGAUGACAUUGUUAAAGGAUACAAGCAAAAACAUCCAGAUCUCUGCAUUCCACAUUUUUAAGAUCUUUGUGGCUAACCCUAACAAACCUCGAGAAAUAAAAGUCAUAUUAGCAAAGAACCAUGAAAAAUUGCUGGAAUUGCUAAACAAUUUAUCUGCUGGAAAAGGUGGUGAUGAUGAUCAAUUUGAAGAGGAAAAGGAACUUAUCAUUAAAGAAAUAGAAAGAGUAUCUCAACUCCCAGAUCUUGAUUCUUAGGCAGUUUGGCAAGUGGCAAUAAAACCCUCCUGCUUCCUUCCUUCCACUACUUCAAGUUCAGGCAGAUUAUCGAUCAUUUGAAGCAAACACUUCAAAUUUCUCCCACAUUGUAAUCAGGGGUUUGUUUUUUGAUUUGAAAACAGGUGAACUUCUAAGAAGAUGGCAUAUGCAGCAUUGAUGCCAACAAAGCUAGGGUUAGAAGGUUCACAUGAUCAGAUUCACAGGCUUCGAACCACUACCUCUUGCAUGAAUGUGGACAAUCUGAGUAAAGUUUUUGUUCGUGGAGCCCACACUGACAAGCUGAAAGUCAAAGGACCGGUCAAAAUGCCAACUAAAGUUCUGCACAUCAAAUCUGCAUUGUCUUGUGUUGAAGAGAAGACAGGGUUCAAGGACUUUUUGCACAUCAACGAUUUUGACAAGGAAACAAUAUUAACAAUAUUGGAUAGAGCCAAAGAAGUGAAAGCAUUGCUAAAAUCAGGCGAAAGGACAUAUCUACCCUUCAAAGGGAAAACAAUGGCAAUGAUCUUUGCAAAGCCCUCCAUGAGAACCCGUGUCUCCUUUGAAACAGGUUUCUUUCUACUUGGUGGACAUGCAAUAUAUUUAGGCCCAAAAGACAUUGAAAUGGGAAAACGUGAAGAAACCCGUGAUGUGGCCCGUGUUUUAUCUCGCUACAAUGACAUCAUCAUGGCCCGACUCUUUGCUCAUCAGGAUCUUUUGGACUUGGCAAAUUACGCAAGUGUCCCUGUGAUCAAUGGGCUGACAGAUUAUAAUCAUCCAUGUCAAAUCAUGGCUGAUGCUCUUACAAUGAUUGAACAUAUUGGUCAAAUUGAGGGGACUAAGGUUGUGUAUGUUGGAGAUGGGAAUAAUAUUGUGCAUUCUUGGCUUUUGUUGGCUGCUGUUGUGCCUUUUCAUUUUGUGUGUGCGUGUCCAAAAGGCUUUGAGCCCGAUAAAGAGACUGUUGAAAAAGCCCAACGGGCUGGAGUUGGGAAAAUUGAGAUUACAAAUGACCCACAAGAAGCUGUUAAAGGGGCUGAUGUUGUGUAUUCAGAUGUUUGGGCCAGUAUGGGCCAAAAGGAAGAGGCUGCAUAUCGUCGACAAGUUUUUCAAGGAUUUCAGGUGGACGAAGAACUAAUGAAGAUAGCUGGACCUCAGGCUUACUUCAUGCAUUGUUUACCAGCAGAAAGAGGUGUGGAGGUUACUAAUGGAGUUAUUGAAGCUCCAACCUCCAUCGUCUUUCCCCAAGCUGAGAAUCGAAUGCAUGCACAAAAUGCAAUUAUGCUACAUUCACUUGGCCUUUAAACAUGAAAUUAUGUGCUUCUUAUAGAGCUUUUCAAUCUGUUUUAUGUUUGUCAUGUUGAUCACAAUUGACUUUUGAGAUAUCAGGUCAAAAAACUUAACUAAUGAUUCC
This is a messenger RNA of Lactuca virosa, 2655 nucleotides long. The record is from the annotation of a GenBank genome assembly. Lineage: Eukaryota; Viridiplantae; Streptophyta; Magnoliopsida; Asterales; Asteraceae.